Messenger RNA from Psylliodes chrysocephalus, 1642 nucleotides. NCBI's taxonomy places the organism in Eukaryota, Metazoa, Arthropoda, Insecta, Coleoptera, Chrysomelidae. The record is from the annotation of a GenBank genome assembly.
UGUUUUAUGUUAUGUCAAAAGAGUAAAAAUAAUUUAAUUAAGUUUAUUAAUUAAUUAUCUGCUGGUGAAAAGUGAAACAAAAUCAGAGACUGAUGCACGAAAAUGACAAAAAAUGUUGGUUCCUACAAGAAAAUUAAGUCGAAUAGUUCUAGUACUAAUAUCAUUCACCAUUUUAUAUAUUUUUGGAGUGCAUAAUCAUUUAUUUGAAAUCAAUUUUUACGAAGAUUUUCAUUAUCCUUAUGACGGAAAUAUUGAACCACUAGUGGAACAACUUAAAAAUAAUUUAACACCCGAUGUACCACCUAUAAAUUCUUAUAAUUUCAAAUACUACAGAUCCUGUGCUUAUAAGUGUAACAAUGUAAAAAAAUUAAAACUUGUUUAUAUAAUUAAAAGUGCUCCAGAAAAUAUUAAUAAAAGAAUAGGAAUUCGACAAACUUGGGGCUAUGAGAAGAGAUUUUCCGAUGUAGAAAUUAGAACUGUGUUUUUAGUAGGAGAGACGAAGACUAAGGUAUUAGAGCAAUCUUUAGAUGAAGAAUACCGAAAAUUUACCGACGUUAUUAGAGCAAAUUUUACUGAUAGUUAUUACAAUAAUACUUUAAAAACCAUGAUGGGUUUGCAGUGGGUUAAUAAAUAUUGCCUAAAUUCAGAGUUUUAUAUGUUUGUUGAUGAUGAUUACUAUGUAUCAACUAAAAAUGUAUUACGCUUUUUAAGGCACCCUAAAAAAUAUCCUGAUUACGUAAAGGAAUUAUUUGUACAAGUACCUACAUUUUUAAGAACUAAACGAGAACUUUCUAAUUACGAAGAAAAUAUUUCAAGACUAUAUGCUGGUUAUGUAUUUCAGUCUUCUCCUCACAGACACUUUACAAGUAAAUGGUAUGUCUCAUUAGAAGAAUAUCCUUACCAUAAGUGGCCCCCUUAUGUAACUGCAGGGGCCUAUGUAUUAUCUAAACAUGCCUUGAUUGAUAUGUAUUAUACUAGUUUUUAUACCAAACACUUUAGAUUUGAUGAUAUAUACAUCGGACUUCUAGCUUAUAAAGCUAAAAUUGAGCCAUUAAACUGUGAUGAAUUCCAUUUUUAUAAACUUCAUUAUAAUAAAUUAAAUUUUAAGUAUGUUAUUGCAUCGCAUGGAUAUGGAGAUCCUCAAGAAUUAUUGCAAAUUUGGACUGAACAAAAGAGCUUAGGAAAUGCUUAAUACAAUUUGGAAGUUAUUUAUAUUUUUAUUUUAAAUGUUCCUUGGUAUUUGUUUACCAAAAAAGUCAGGUUGAUAUAGUUGGUGUAAUUGAUUUUUUUUCACCAUGUUUCCUUAAUUAUGUAUUAUUUUAUUGAAUACAAUAAUUAUGUAUGUCAUUUACAGUAUUGUUCAUUUUUUCAAAUUUCUUGACUGAAUGCUAUUUCAAAUAGUACAAAAUAAAGAUAUUUAUUAUUGCAUUAAUCUGCAACUUUUGUGUUUCAUUUUAUUUAUUGUGUACAUUCCAUUAAUUUAAAUACAUUCAUAAAAUAAAAUAGAACUUUGAUAUGUGAGGAAUACAAUAGGCUUGCAUAAAAGCAAACAAUGCCUUAUUUUUAGCACCGGUUCUUGCAAAGUUUUCAGGAAAUGACAAAAUUUAGGAAGGAGAAUCCACUUUUUUUUAUAAAAUUUUCG